CGUGUUCUCGCGGUAUUUGGAGAAACAGGAGCAGGUAGAGGAGUUGGGGUAAGGAAGCCCCGAGCGGUGGCAAAGGAAGCCACGGUGUCGGCGGACGGGAGGACGACGACGAUCUUUUUUCAUAUUCUCGCGAGAGUUGGUCGCUAACCUUCUCCCCUCCUCACUUUUCUACCAUCCUCUCCGUCGCCCCUCCCCCCCACCUGGAAGCGGCGCCGUUUCGCUCUGGGAAGUAGGUGGAUAAGGAUGGGGGUUCCGGUUGGGGGGCCCUGAAAAAGAUUCAGGCUAGGGAAGGGACACCCUCCUCAGGAAGAACUCACUGGCCUUAGCCAAGGGCUCCUAAGGUUUUCGCACAGAGACAGGCCUUUGGGCGGGUGGAAGUGUUUACAGUUCCCCCCUCCUUCCUGAGGAACUUAAGAAGAGUUGGGGCAGUAAAUUCAGUGCCCAGCUUUCUUAUAUAGAGACUAGGUCUUGGGUUAGUGGAACGGGCAGUCCUAAUUCAAGGAAACCCCCUUUCUCAAAUACGUGGGGGCUUUAGAAAGGAAGCGUUCAUCUGUUUGAGAGAACCUUGCUUCAGAAAACGAAGUGAGUUGUGUCUCUUUCCAGAACCUUCUCCCCACCUUGGUGUGGGAAGUUCAUUUACAAAACGGGGUAGAAAUAUAUUGUUUCCUUAAACACUUAAAUUGACACUCCUGCAGUGUUCAUUUUUUGAAACUAGACAUUAACUAAGGCCUAGAGUUAAAGAAAGGGUGGGUGGUUAUUCAGAGGUGUAACAGCCUGCCUCUUUCAUCCUACCCUUGAAGUCUGAAAGCAGGGGACAUUCUGGCAAGAGUGACUCCCUUUUGAAAGGCUUGAGGUGGGCACUGUUCAGAGCCUGAGAUCUGGCUCUGGUAAUUUUUCUUGUAAUAUUCUAGACAUCUUUAUAGACAAUUAUAGAACAACGCCUUCAUGCACAUUUAAGAGAGAGGAUUGGGUUGAAUGUAGGAAAAAAGGCGAAAGGGAGAGCUGCCCUUCCAUUGUGGGAAGAGGUGCCUUGAGGAUUAGAUUUUGGGGGUUUUGGAGAAUUCCCCCCUCUUCUCAACCACAGUGGAGAAGGAAUGCCAAACCCAGAGAGACAUGGGGGCAAGAAGGAUGUGGGAGGAGGGGGGUCCUUACAUCAAGAAGCAAUGUCCAGCAGUGGGAGCUCAAACAGCAAAGAGAGACACCGGCUUUCCAAGCAUAAAAGACACAAGUCCAGGCAUUCCAAAGACUCACCAUUGGGGGUCCAAGAAGUAGGAGGUCCACUUGGCAGCAUGAUCAAGCCAUUAGUGGAAUAUGAUGACAUCAGUUCUGAUUCGGACACCUUCUCAGAUGAAGCCAUCCUCAAGCCAGAAAGGAGAGAAAAUGAUGAGAGAAAAGGGACAUCAGAGAGGAGUGAACGGCUACAUAGGCAUCGUCAUCAUCAACACAAGCGAAUCCGUGAGUUGAUGAAAAGCAAGUUGCUGGACAAGGAGAAAAGAAUGGACAGGAGCCAAGAGUCCUCAGGCAAAUUAAGUUCCACUAAGGACAGGGUAUCAGGGGCCUCCAAAAGGAUGCAUGAGGAAAAUGAUGACCAUUCAUCUAAGUCAUUCAAGAGCAGUAAUAAGGAGUCCCGGUCAGCCAAAUUGCAUAAGGACAAGUCCAGGAAAGAACGGGAGACAAAAUCUGGCCACAAGGACCGCAGCAAAAGUCAUCGGAAAAGGGAUGCCCCCAAAAGCUACAAAUCACUGGAUAGUCCAAAGCGGAAAUCUAGGAGUCCUCACCGCAAAUGGUCAGAUAGUCCUAAACAAGAUGACAGCCCUUCAGGAGCAUCCUAUACUCAGGACUAUGAUAUCAGCCCUCCACGCUCACACACAUCCAGUAAUUACGAUUCCUACAAGAAAAGCCCUGGUGGGUCCUCACGAAGGCCAUCAGUCAGCCCGCCAUACAAGGAACCUGCUGCAUACCAAUCCAACAUGCGUUCUCCUAGUCCUUAUGGUAGAAGGCAGCGAUCAGUCAGCCCAUACAGUAGGAGGCGUUCAUCCAGUUAUGAGAGAGGAAGUGGAUCGUACAGUGGAAGGUCCCCCAGCCCAUUUAAUCGAAGGCGUUCCAGCAGUCCUUUUAUUUCUAAGCGAUCGCUGAGUCGGAGUCCUGUAUCCAGAAAACCUGUGAAGUCACGAAGUAGAAGUCCUGCUUAUUCAAGGCACUCAUCUCAUAACAAGAAGCAGAGAUCUGGAUCCCGCAGUCGCCAUUCCAGUAUCUCUCCUGCUCGCCUGCCACUGAACUCCAGCUUGGGAGCUGAACUGAGUAGGAAGAAAAAGGAGAGGGCAGCAGCUGCUGCUGCUGCUGCAGCAGCAAAGGUUGAUGGGAAGGAAACCAAGGACUCGCCUAGCGUGUCAUCAAAGAAAGAAAACAGCUUGCCUGACGUUAAAGAACCAGUGACAGAGGUCAAGAAGACGAAAAUGGUUAAGCCUGAGAAGUGCCCUUCUGAUGCUGAGACAGCAAAUGUCCUACAGCACAAUGCGGAGACAAAAAAUGCUCCUGAGCCUGUAAAAACAAAGGCAGCAGAGAACUCUGAGAAGAAACUGCCUGUUUCAGUUAAAGACUCAAAAGCUAUGGGAACAAAGGAUAUUAAACUUGUAUCAAAGGAGGAAAUUGUGACUCCAAAGGAAACAGAGACAGCUGAGCAAGAGGUCCCACCUCCUUUGCCCUCUGUUAAGUCACUACCUCCUCUGCCAACAUCGUCACCACCUCCUCAGGCUCCUCCUCCUUUGCCUCCUUUGCCUCCUUCUCCAGUUGUACCCCCUCUGCCACCUACCCAGUCAUCCACGAUUCACUCCUCUGCUUUAGUUCCAUCUUGUUUGCCAUCCUCUGCCCACUCUAGGACAUCUCUGACUACUCAGGCUAACUCUCAAUCCACUGUGCAGUCAUCCUUAAAGGUGCAUGUUUCUGUGACAACCGCUGUUCAUCAUCUGAAAACUUCGACGUUGCCUCCACUUCCUUUUCCUCCCAUUUUGCCUGGGGAAGAUGAUUUGGAUAGUCCAAAAGAGAUUAUUCCUCCAAAACCUGUGAAGAAGGAGAAAGAGCAGAGACCACGACAUUUGCUCACAGAUCUUCCACUCCCUCCAGAACUUCCUGGUGGAGACCCUUCACCUCCAGAGUCUCCAGAACCAAAAGCGGCCACACCACCUCAGCAACCAUUGAGAAAGAGACCAAAAAUCUGUUGUCCUCGUUAUGGUGAGAGGAGACAGACAGAAAGCGACUGGGGAAAGCGCUGUGUGGAUAAAUUUGACAUCAUUGGUAUUAUUGGUGAGGGGACUUAUGGGCAAGUGUACAAAGCCAAGGACAAAGACACAGGUGAAUUGGUGGCUCUUAAGAAAGUGCGACUAGACAAUGAAAAGGAGGGUUUCCCCAUCACAGCUAUCCGUGAAAUCAAGAUCCUCCGGCAGUUGAUUCACAGUAGUGUUGUCAACAUGAAGGAAAUUGUCACAGACAAGCAAGAUGCACUGGAUUUCAAAAAGGACAAAGGUGCCUUUUACCUUGUGUUUGAAUAUAUGGACCAUGACCUAAUGGGAUUGCUAGAAUCUGGACUGGUGCAUUUUUCAGAGGACCAUAUCAAAUCUUUCAUGAAGCAAUUGAUGGAGGGGCUGGAAUACUGUCACAAAAAAAAUUUUCUCCAUAGAGAUAUCAAAUGUUCCAACAUCUUAUUAAACAACAGUGGGCAGAUCAAGUUGGCAGACUUUGGGCUUGCUCGACUCUACAGUUCAGAAGAAAGCCGUCCAUAUACUAAUAAAGUCAUUACAUUAUGGUAUCGACCACCUGAAUUGCUGCUAGGUGAAGAGCGUUACACACCAGCGAUAGAUGUCUGGAGCUGUGGCUGCAUCCUUGGGGAAUUAUUUACAAAGAAGCCUAUAUUUCAAGCCAAUCUUGAGUUGUCCCAGCUUGAAUUAAUAAGCCGUCUUUGUGGAAGCCCCUGUCCAGCUGUAUGGCCAGAUGUCAUCAAAUUACCUUACUUCAACACCAUGAAACCGAAAAAGCAAUACCGAAGACGCCUGCGGGAGGAGUUUUCCUUCAUUCCUUCUGCUGCUCUUGACCUGCUGGACCACAUGCUGACCCUAGACCCCAGUAAACGAUGCACAGCAGAGCAAGCCUUGCAGAGUGACUUCCUGAAAGAUGUUGAUGUUAGCAAAAUGGACCCUCCAGACCUCCCUCACUGGCAAGAUUGCCAUGAACUGUGGAGCAAGAAACGACGGAGGCAGCGGCAGAGUGGAAUUGUGGUGGAAGAGCCUCCCUUGGCAAAGGUUUCUCGGAAGGAAACAGCCUCCAUAACGAGCACAGAUGCCAUCAAGAAUCACAGCAGCCCAAUACAGCCACAGCCUGCCCAAAUCAAAACACAAACUGGUACUGGAGACACAUUUGCAGGCCUUGGUGACAUCACACAGCAGCUGAAUCAAAGUGAGCUGGCUGUCCUGUUGAACUUGUUGCAGAGCCAGACAGACCUCAGUGUCCCACAAAUGGCCCAGCUGCUCAACAUCCAUUCAAACCCUGAGAUGCAGCAACAACUGGAGGCUCUCAACCAAUCCAUAAAUGCACUCAGUGAAGCCACCACAACCACCACCACCACCACCACCACGCAACAGCCACAAGAUUUUCAAAAUGUGCCCAAAGAGGAGACAGCUGUUGAGGAGCCGCCACCGCCACCAGCAGCCCAGACAUCUGAGGAGCAAGCCACGCCAGAAGCAGCCAGCACUCAGGGAGAUAUGCAGAACAUACUGGCCGUUUUGCUGAGCCAGCUCAUUAAAACCCAGGAACCUGCAACAAAUGUGGAGGAGAACAAUAGUGAGAAGAGCAGUGAGCUGCGUGGGGCACGGAAAACCCCCACUUUGCCUCAAGAGGAAACUUCAGCCUGUCCUCACAUUCUCCCACCAGAGAAGAGACCCCCUGAACCUCCCGGACCACCACCACCGCUGCCGCCACCACCACCCAAUAUGGCUGAGGAGAACAUCUCCAACACAGCUCAGGAGUUGAACCCAGCUGUGACAGCCGCCCUCCUCCACCUUUUAUCCCAGCAAGAGGCAGGGUCACUGAGCCACCCAAAGCAUGAACCCCAAGUUGUGAGGCCCUCCUUGGAUUACACCAGGUCACAAACCUCAUCCAGGACUUAUGGCACCGAGGGACCUGAAGGCUGCAGCUUUGAUGUUGAUGAACGGAAUUCAAGCCAGACUUUAACGGAGACAUCGCCCCAGGCCUUGGGGAAAAGUAGGACCUUUCUGGGCUCAACAAGUCACCUCGGGGAGUCAAGCAACUUCCAGGGCGCAGGAUCAGUUCAAUUCCCAGGGGACCAGGACCUCCGUUUCACCCGAGGCCCCUUGGGGAUGCAUUCUGCUGUUGAGCAAUCCUUCAUCAAAACCGAGGGAAGCAACAACACACUGGUACACUCAGAGGCCAAAAUUCACAACUACAGUGAGGUGGGAGUGGCAAAUGCUAGUUCUAGUGACACAGGAACAAGCCACACGUGGGGAAACACGGGCCAAUCCACUGCUUAUGGAAAAGCCUUUCGUGGGCAGAGUAGAGUACCUCCAAGAGGAGGAAGAGGAAGAGGGGUACCCUACUAAAAUGACUGGAGAGAGGGGAAUUGGUACUUUGUGGUGGUUUUUGCCUUCCUGUUUCCUUCUUGACCUUAGAGCAGCCAGUUUUCAGGGCAAACCACUGCCCAUGUCCAACCAUCACAAAAAUGGUUUAUUGUUGCUGUUUUCCCUCUUUCUGCUCACCAGACUGCUGCUGUCUCCCUCCCCCCGCAGUGGCUCUAGAAUGAAGACCCUUAGCCUUCUCUUGACAGCUAUCCAUACCCAAAGAUAUGCUGAUUUGGGUUUGAUAUGGCAAGUUUUCCUACACAGACAUGGAGGGGAGGGGGAGAAGGAAAGAAUCUUUAAACAUAAUAAAUUGGAAAUAUAAAUUGAAUGUGUUUGCAAGCCUUGAGCCAUUAUUUCUGAGAGUGAGCCCACGGAAGAUCUGGAAGAAGUGAAUCAGUGCCCUGGUCUGUACAUGCAGGAAAAUGAGGAGGUAUAAUACUUCAGAGGGCAAAUGAGGAGAUCACUCAUUUGGAAUGUGUGCGCACACAUAUCCUGCAAGUAGAAAAUACAGUAUGUCCGGAGAGAGAUUCAAGGCCAACACUCUCCCCAGUGUGCUAGUUUUCUCCUUGGAGGCAAGCUUUUACCCCUCUUUAUAAAGAGGUAGCAAUCAAAAUGGGCAGCUGAGUUACCUGCAGUCUGGAGCAGAGAAGCUACUCUACCAUCUCAUUCUGCUGCAUGUGUAGAUCCAACCUCAGUAUUGCGAAAGCAUUAAUGUUUUGUUUUUCUUUGCCUCCUUGAAUUUCAAGAUUUGUCAGAUGGUGCCUACAUGCCUUUUAUACUGAAUUAAGAGAACUUGGUUUGUGUUAAAUAAGAUUUGGAGUAUUUUCCCCCUUCCCCUCCAUAGCCACUAUUUUCUUCACAUGGAAAGAUAGGAUACUACAUUCUUCCAUGGGCCAACUGUCCUGUUUUACUGUGAAAGGCCAUGCGCUGUCAUACUCACCUUCCAAAAACCUUAGAUGAACUGAGUUUCUGUAGUGUCCAUCAGUCUGUUGGCUUUUGGAUGGGUUUAGUUUUUUUUAUUUUCUCUCUCAAGAAUGGCGAGUGUCUCUUUUUUGUUGAAGUUCUUGAGGCCAAAGUUAAUGGCGAAAAUAAAAUAAAAACCAAAAACUUUGUAAUCCUUAAAUUCUUGGGGGUAGAGGGUGUUUAUGAUUGACGCUGGGGAAACCCAAAUAAGUUAGAUUGUUUAACAUUUCCAAAGGUUAACAAGUGAUACUGUCUGUUGUGUGAUUUCACUACUUUCAGUGUUAAAGAUACUUUUUCAGCAUUCCUUGCUGAUUCUGCAAUGAGGACCUUUUCACUUAUUUUUGAAUUGUAUUAGCAGCUCACCCACACUGAUUAAUUUAUAUAAUUUUAUUUUUGUAAAAAGUAGAUUUUUUACUAAGAGUAAGCCUGCUGGAGGCUGUAAUUUGAACAGAGAUGACAGAAUACAGAAACUCAGAAGGGUGACUAUAAUUUCUCAGUAAAACAUCAUUACCACUUGCUUCUUUUAAAGUUGCUGUGUUUAAAGGGAGUAACAUAUCAGAAAUUAGGGGGCAGAGGAAGUUCUAGUUCUGGCUUGAGGUCAUUAAACAUUUCUUGUUAUUCUUACUGCUUUCAUAUUUAUACAGAAGAAAAGCAACCUAGCUGGCAGCACGCUGUUGCUGAAGGCAGAAAAUGGGCUAUGCCUUAAAAGUUCAAGGCUUAAACACAUUAGCAGGAAGCAGUUGAAGGAGGAGUUGUGUGGAGGUGGGGGUACUAUUAGAUAUAACAUGUACCACCUUGUAUUUUUAAAAGGUAUACACAACUUCUAUUAAAAAAACAAGCCACUUCUAUUCUGCAAAGUGUAGCAAGUUUGCAAAAUUCCAAGUGUAAAUUUUGUGUGUUGUUUUCUAAAUUGAUUCAUCAGUUCAUGCAUAAUAUGCAAAAAAUACUGUACAUGCAGAGUAUGGUAAAUAAAAGGAGAGAUUUUUCUAGGCAUUUACUUAAACAUUUCUUCUCCUCCCCCUGCCCCUUCUUCAUUCUGCAGUCUUCUCAGCAUCUUGGUUCUUGGCAUUUUUAAGCUAUCAUGGUGUUGUGCUUGAACAUACUUACUUUCCUCCACCCUCUCCAUCUCCCUUUCUCUAAAGAAACAGAAUUAUUCUCAUUCAGCCAUGUGGCCAUUAAUUUUCUCUCUGCUGCUGUCAUAAACCUGCUCACCUGAAGAAAUCUGACCACCCCUCUUUAUGCAGGGUCUUGCAGAUUCUGACUAAAAUCUCCUCCUCUUCCACAGUUUUUUCUACUGUCACUAGUCCCUAUAGAAUAUUUUUCCUCCAAGGGAGGGCUUUCUUUUGGGGAACUUGCUUUAGGAGGAUGCACUGAAGCAUGAAGGUCUAUUUCCUUCAUCUCUGUUGUGGCAUCUUUCCAACUUUUUCCCACCUAUAUGCACUCUUGUGCAAACCAGGUUUAUGGAAAAUAUAUUACACUUACUAGAAUUUAACCAAAAAAAGAUAACCUCUUGAAAAAAAGGAAUCAAGGGUAGAGGGAGACUGUUCCUAACCCUUACCUUGGCUUCAGCAUUCCCUGUAGCUGCAUUACCAGUUUUCAUACAUGGUUGCUUUUUAUUUUUUUUAUUUUUAAGAACCAUGUUGGUAGUUCUGAGUGGUGCUGCUCAAUAUUAAGCAACUAAAAAUAUUGAACAACUUCACCUUUCACACAUUACUCCAGAGCCACAAUUUCUGCAUCUCAUCUGCUCUUUUACUAGAAGAUACUAGUUCACUUUCAACUGCUAUACAACCUUUUAAGGUACUGCUGUGCCCAUGGUUAGAGUCUUGAUAGUCAAAUGAGGCAAGAAGGGUCCUGAAAGGAACCAAAGGAGUGUAGAAGAGAUGACAACCGUGUUUUUAUCCAAUCAACUACUGGAGGGAGUUAGAAACUUUACAAUCCACAUGUUAUUGGACUGCCAGUUCCCAUCAACCCCAUAUAGCAUGGCCAAUUAUCAGGUUUUAGAAGUUGUAGUCCAGUAACAUCUGGAGGUCUGCCAUUUCCCUAGUCUGGGUCUAACCAGAUGAAAAAAUGAAUACAUAAAUUAUCUUGUGCCAAAGAAAGACAAAUGGCAGAUAGGUUGAGUAGCACAAUUUUUUUGUUUCAGAUCUUCAGAAGCAUGAAGUGAUGACUUGCAUGUAUAAAAUAUUAUUUUAAGCAGCACAAAUAAGACUUGAAUUAUUUGAA
Varanus komodoensis (Komodo dragon) is the source of this 8813-nucleotide messenger RNA. RefSeq names its product cyclin dependent kinase 12 (gene CDK12). Gene Ontology annotation, biological process: protein phosphorylation; transcription elongation by RNA polymerase II; positive regulation of transcription elongation by RNA polymerase II. The transcript is spliced from 14 exons. The record is from RefSeq and is a predicted model, not a curated record. The coding region runs from base 1095 to 5609 and encodes 1504 amino acids. Gene Ontology annotation, cellular component: nucleus; cyclin/CDK positive transcription elongation factor complex. NCBI's taxonomy places the organism in Eukaryota, Metazoa, Chordata, Lepidosauria, Squamata, Varanidae. Gene Ontology annotation, molecular function: ATP binding; cyclin-dependent protein serine/threonine kinase activity; RNA polymerase II CTD heptapeptide repeat kinase activity.